ACCUGGAUGGGGUGCUUCAUGAAGGAUACUGCCACUUGUGAAGCACUAUAUUUUGCUGGGGUGCCAGUCUGGCUCAUACAUACUGAGGCAUACAUCUCCCCUGAUAUGAAUAUCAAGGAGCCUGUGAGAUUGACAUGCCCUGAAGACAUAGUGAAAGCAAUGUAUUUGGAAAAGGGGGUAGCUAAGUCAUUCCCAUUGAUCUACCAUGCUCCUGGUGGUCUCCUGCACCACAUUCACACUUGCAGG
Molecule: messenger RNA, 246 nt
Organism: Pisolithus orientalis
Lineage: Eukaryota; Fungi; Basidiomycota; Agaricomycetes; Boletales; Pisolithaceae
Exons: 1
Source: RefSeq, a predicted model, not a curated record